Molecule: messenger RNA, 1299 nt
Organism: Planococcus citri (citrus mealybug)
Lineage: Eukaryota; Metazoa; Arthropoda; Insecta; Hemiptera; Pseudococcidae
Product: inactive pancreatic lipase-related protein 1-like
Exons: 7
Coding region: 113-1192 (359 amino acids)
Biological process (GO): lipid catabolic process
Molecular function (GO): lipase activity
Source: RefSeq, a predicted model, not a curated record
UAAAAAAAAAAAAGCGCAUCCUUUCGACGCCAAUAUUUCUAUAUAAAUUGCAAAUUUAUCAAAAUAUAGGUAUCAGAUUGUCUUAAACAUUGUGACAGCGUGAACGAAAAAAAUGUUGAAACGUGUGUUGAUUCUUUCCGCGCUGGUGGCUUGCGCCUUCGCCAGUGAUCCAACCAGUGAUCCAGCCACUGAUUCAAGUACAGGAGGUGAAACUGGUCCGCAAGAAAAUCAAAUCAACGGAGUACAAUUCCUGCAAGGUUUACAAUCCUACGAUCGUGAUUCUACUACGCCGAGCGAAGAAUGUGUUUACCUGAAUGAAAGCGACAUUAAAUACUACUUGUACACCAGAGAGAAACCCUAUGGUGAAAGAAUCGAAUCGAACAACUCCCAGAAACUUGAGGAAUCCGCUUUGAAUGUAAAAAAACAAUUGAAAGUCAUCGUCCACCCAUGGAAGAAAAACGCUGACUGGACCAUUUCUCUAGUUCGUGAUUAUUUGUACGCCCAAAACGUCGACGUGUUAGUGGCCGACUGGGGUCUUUACGCCAAAAAAUGCAGCAUCGAAACCACCAGCACCCACGUAACUCCUUUCGUCGGUGAAAGUUUAUCUUACAUGUUGAGACAAAUGAUUAGCAUUGGACACAGCGGCCAAAAAAUGCACUUGAUCGGAUUCAGUCAUGGAGCCCAUAUCGCUGGUAUUGCCGGCCGAUUAAUGGCUCCCCAUUUGCCAGCUCGUAUCACUGCCUUGGACCCAGUCCGUUUGAGUGAAAUUGCCAGACCUGGUGUUGGUAAAUUGACCGGAGGAGAUGCUAAAUUCAUCGACGUUAUUGUCACCUCUUUGCCAUCUUUGAGUUUCGACAACGAAAUCGGAGACGUAACUUUCUACCCGAAUGGUGGUUUAACCAAAUACCAAGGCAGAUGCAACCAAAAAUCUGAUGAAAUGGAAAGGAUGAUCUGUGGACAUGUCUUAGCUUACCGUUUCUUCGCCGAAUCUUUGGUAUCUCCUAAGAAAUUCCCAGCUAUCAAAUGCGAAUCGUACUCCAAACUGUUGUCUGGCCAAUGCGACAAUCAACAACCUGAAGCCCAUAUGGGAGAAUACGUCGAAAAGAACGUUCGAGGCAAAUAUUUCUUACAAACCAACGAAAAGUACCCUUUCGAUAAAGGAGUAGCUUACACUAAAUCAUCGUCCGCUUGAAUGACUCGUCGUAUAACUCUGAGAUAAUAUUUUACCUACCUAUAUAGACUACAUCAUGCAUAGUUUAUUGAUUUUAUUUUCAAUAUAAUUAAACGUACUUCGUGUUA